AUGGCCGACUCCACGGACGACGAAGAGUACGAGUACGACGAGCAGGCGUCGGUGUCCGAGGACUACCCCGACGAGUCCGAAGAUGAGCAGUCCGAGGAUGUCGAGGAGGAGGAGGAUGAGCCCGAGCCGGCGCCGGCGCCCGCCGCUCCCACCGUCUCCGCGUCCGCCGCGCCGUUCGUACCGGCGUCGCAGGCUGCCCCCGCGCCCCCCGCGCCGGCUCCCGCGCCGACGCCCCCCGCUCCAGGUGCGAACCCGACCGCGCAGGUCUCCGACCCGACCGAGAUCCGCGCGCUGCAGGCCCUCAACCUCAUGGCCACCGGCGUCAUGACGAGGGACCUCGCCCUGGUCGAGGGCGCGCGAUCCGCGGCCGAGUUCGCCGCGAGGGUGCGCUCCAUCGCGGACGCCCAGCCCGCGCCGUCGCGCCCCUCCGACGAGGCGGUGCGACGGCUGACGACCGAUCUCGCGCCCCUCGCCGCCCGCCUCGGGAAAUUCCAAACCCGACCAAACGACGCGAUGGCUGAACCCGCCGACUUCGAUCGAUCCGCAGAGCCCGCCGCCGCCGUUCCAACGCCGGCCCCCGCGACUUCAUCCGCCGCGCCCACGCUUCCGGUGCCCGCGCGCGUCGCGCAGCCCCCACCGCCCGUGGUUCCCGAGGAUGAGCUCAGCGCCGACCCCGGGGACAAGGAGGCGAUGACCGCGGCGAAACUCCAGAGCCUGCGCGUGAACCUCCUGAGGAUCGCGACGCGUCUGGGGCAGAGCCCGCGGAACACCGUCGUGGCGCAGGUGAUUUACCGCCUAGAGCUCGCCGAGCAGCUCAAGAGCGGCAAGAAGCAGCCCGCCGCGCCCGCCGGCCGAGGGUCGACGACUUCGUUUGAUCGCGCCGUCGCUCUCGCCGAGCGAAAGGAGAAGAACGACGGGGCCGACUCCGACCUGGGUUUCACGUGCACCAUCCUGCUCCUGGGCAAGUCCGGCACCGGCAAGUCCUCCACGAUCAACUCUCUGUUGGGAGAGAACACCGCCGCGGCGGAUGCGUUCAGGGCGGAGACCAAGAAGGUUCGCAUGGUUGAGCACAAGAUGCACGGCAUGACCCUCAGGCUCAUCGACACGCCCGGCCUCCAGCCCUCCUCCUCCGACAUCUCCUACAACUCCAAGAUCAUGGCCGACGCCAAGAGGUUCACCAGGAGGCACAAGCCCGACAUCGUCCUCUACUUUGACCGCAUGGACCAGCCCGCUCGCGUCGACCUCGCGGACCUGCCCCUACUCAAGACGAUCACCGCCACCUUCGGCGCGUCCGUCUGGUUCAACGCCAUCGUGGUGCUCACGCACGGCUCCUCCGCCCCACCCGACGGGCAGAACGGCCAACCCAUCUCCUACGAGAUGUACUUUGCGCAGAGGUCGCACGUGGUGCAGCAGAUCAUCCGCCAGGCGGCGGGCGACAUGCGGCUGAUGAACCCCGUCGCGCUGGCGGAGAACCACCCGAUGUGUCGCACCAACCGCGCGGGUGAGCGCGUCCUGCCCAACGGCCAGGUGUGGAUGCCCCAGCUCCUGCUCCUGUGCUUCGCGAGCAAGAUCCUCACGGAGGCGAACUCGCUCCUCAACCUCCAGGAGCAGAACGCCAAGGCUGCCAAGGCUGCCGCGCAGCAGCAGAAGGUUCCCCCGCUUCCCUUCCUCCUCUCCAACCUCAUCACCAGCCGCAAACCCUUCAAGCUCGUGGGCGACGACGACGACGAGUACGACGACGCCUCGGACAUCAUCCUCGGCGCGCCGUCCCCGUACGACGUCCCCAAGGACCAGCAGGAGGAGAUGCUGCCCCCGAAGCAGGUGGCGGUGCCCGCGCCGGAUCCCCAGCUUCCCCCGUCAUUCGACGGCGAGAGCGUCGGUCACAGGUACAGGUUCCUCGAGCCCACGUCCCAGUGGAUGGUUCGGCCCAUCGUGGAGGCUCACGGUUGGGACCACGAGAGCGGCAUCGAGGGGUUCAGCGUCGACAAGGGCUUCGUCGUCUUCAACAAGCACCCGGGCAACAUGUCCGGCCAGCUGACCAAGGACAAGAAGGACAGCAACGUCGGGUUCGAGGGCGGCGUCUCCGUGCAUCACACCAAGAAGUUGGUCACCACGACGGGGGUGGAUGUCCAGACGGUUGGCAAGCAACUCGCCUACACCGCCAGGGGAGAGACGCGGUGGAAAUUUUGCGCCGUCAACAAGAUCGCCGCGGGUCUCUCAGCGUCCCUCGUGGGCGGCGCGCUGGCGCUGGGUACCAAGCUCGAGAACCGCUGGAAGGUCACCCCGGGCGCCAAGCUGGUGGUGUCCGCGGGUGCGGUGUCGGCGAACAAGGAUGUCGCGUACGGCGGUAACUGCGAGGCGAUUCUCCGUCACUCGGACGACCCGGGUAACCCCAACAGCAGCACGGUGGGGAUGUCGUUCAUGAACUGGCGCGGCGACGUCGCGCUGGGAGGUAACGCCAUGUCGUCCAUCACCCUCGGCAGGGACACCCAGCUCACCGCGCGCGCCAACCUCAACUCGCGAGGCGCCGGGCAGCUCACCCUCAGGGCGACCACGAACGAGAGGCUUCAGCUCGCGUCCCUCGGCUUGGUGCCCCUGCUCGCCGCGCUCAUCGGCCGCAUCAGGGGAGACUAA
Micromonas commoda is the source of this 2634-nucleotide messenger RNA. It is a transcript of the gene TOC86, whose product is annotated as chloroplast envelope protein translocase family. The transcript has a single exon. Gene Ontology annotation, molecular function: GTP binding. Gene Ontology annotation, biological process: protein targeting to chloroplast. Bases 1 to 2634 code for a protein of 877 amino acids. Gene Ontology annotation, cellular component: chloroplast outer membrane. NCBI's taxonomy places the organism in Eukaryota, Viridiplantae, Chlorophyta, Mamiellophyceae, Mamiellales, Mamiellaceae. The record is from RefSeq and is a predicted model, not a curated record.